Molecule: messenger RNA, 849 nt
Organism: Stylonychia lemnae
Lineage: Eukaryota; Ciliophora; Spirotrichea; Sporadotrichida; Oxytrichidae
Source: the annotation of a GenBank genome assembly
AUGCAGCACAUAAAAUUCCUUAAACUAAAGAAUGAUAUUGUGACUCACUUAGCGAUUACUGGAUAGUAUAAGAAAUUUUUGGUUGGGUUAGUGGGGAUUAAAAAUGAACAAUUGAACAUAUGGACAAUGAAAAAUAUGUUGGAUUUAGACAAGCAUUAAAAGUUAAAGUUUAGUUUAGACUUAGAGGGAAGGGCAACUCAUCUAAUGUCUCAUAAAGCUACUCUUAAUAGAUAUUUAAUAGUAGCUUUAAAAGGAGGCUCAAUAGAAGUUAUAGAAACGAGCUCAUUUACAAAGUACUUUAAAACAGAUGGCUUGAUUAAGUUUAAUCUUACUGUUUUUAAUGAAAGCAAAAAAGCCAGUAAGUUUGUUGGUUCUCUUUUAAUUGCUUGUGAAAAUAAAACCUUCAAAUUUGUAAAGCCAAAACUAGAAUUAUAGCAAAUGAAUAACAUCUUGUUAGAUUUUGCAUUCCCCGAGCAAGUUGAUGCUGCUUAAUGUCUAAGUGGAGGUAUUCUGCUAAUCUGUCUUGCAAAUGGAUUCAUGAAUUUCUUCAACUUAAAUUUGGAUUAAGUAGAAAGAAGCAAGCCCUUUAUUAUGAAGACUUUAAAUUAAGCUCAGUAAAUCUUCACUUUCAACAGAGGUUUACAUUUUUUGAAGCUAUCCUAGAAUGAUGAAUGGAAAUAUUAAUUAGAAUUAUACGGAGGUAAAUCAGGUAAUUAAAUCUUUUGGUUUGAGCUUGAAGCUAAGGGUCUCAUUGCCUCAAUAGCAAAAUUGAAAAAUCAGAUUAUUAUAUUAAGUGAUGAUGGAUACUUUUACUAUUAUGAGUUGUAAUAUGAUAAAUAAGAGAAUUGA